AUGUCUACAUCUACCAAUACCACUUCUCAGCUCCUCCUUUUGGAGAAAGGCGGUCCAUUCGAGGUUCGAAAGGUACCCCAGCACAGCAUCAACCCCGAUCAAGUCCUCGUCCGCCAGCGCGCCAUUGCCCUCAACGGUCUCGACCCCCUACAACGUGAUCUUGGUGUGAACAUCCAGACAUGGCCCUAUGUUCUCGGUGUCGAAGGCGCUGGUGUCAUUGAGGCUGUUGGAUCGGAUGUUACAGACCUCAAACUUGGCGAUGAAGUCCUUGCCUGGGAAUUGUCUGUAGCCGGUCACGGUGGUGCCUACCAGGAGCACGUGGUUGUUCCAGCCAAGUUCGUCGCCAAGAAGCCCAAGAAUAUCAGCAUAGAAGAAGCUGCAUCUCUACCAAUCUGUUACAACGCUGCUAUCUCCGUCAUAUUUGCUUUGAAGCUCAAGAUUGCCAUUCCCAACUUCGCGGGUGCAUCCAAUGCAGAAAGCGAACCUGAACCAAAGUCUAUUCUCGUCCUCGGCGGCAGCUCAGUGGUCGGUGCCAGUGCUAUUCAGCUCUUGCGACUCGCGUACCCUUCACUACCCAUCUUCGCGACAAGCUCUCCGGCACAUCAUGAUCGCCUACUUUCUCUUGGUGCCACUGAAGUCUUUGAUUACAAGUCUCCUACCUUGAUAUCAGACAUCAAAGCUGCCUCGCCCGAAUCUCGCGGUAUCGACAUUAUCUUUGAUGUUGUAGGAUCUGGUGCUUCACAAACCGAUAUCUACGACACUCUCGAUCCCAAUGGAAGCAAGAAAUAUGGUGCACUUGUGACAAGUAAAUCGGCCACAGUACCAGAAGGAGUCACAAAGAUCGAGACUGGUGGCUGGACAUUGCUUGGAAUGCCUGGUGGUGAACAAGUUAUCCCCGCUCUGACAGAGUUGAUCGAAAGUGGGAAUUAUAAACUGCCAGCAGAGGUCAAGGUUGUUGGACACGGCUUGGAGCAAAUCCCUGAGGUGAUGGAUCAAGUCAGGGGUGUGAGCGGACAGAAGUUGAUUGUUACAUUAUAA
This is a messenger RNA of Talaromyces amestolkiae, 1038 nucleotides long. RefSeq lists its product as uncharacterized. Gene Ontology annotation, molecular function: oxidoreductase activity, acting on NAD(P)H. The coding region runs from base 1 to 1038 and encodes 345 amino acids. NCBI's taxonomy places the organism in Eukaryota, Fungi, Ascomycota, Eurotiomycetes, Eurotiales, Trichocomaceae. The record is from RefSeq and is a predicted model, not a curated record. The transcript is spliced from 2 exons.